Molecule: messenger RNA, 693 nt
Organism: Ostertagia ostertagi
Lineage: Eukaryota; Metazoa; Nematoda; Chromadorea; Rhabditida; Trichostrongylidae
Source: the annotation of a GenBank genome assembly
AUGGCACCACGUGGUAAUAAUUCUCUCAACGUCAUCACGCGAAAGUUCAUCGAAUGGAUAAUUCGAGGCGAUACAGUGAAUCUCAACGAAGCCGCCGCAAUACUUCGCGUUUCCAAGCGCCGGCUCUACGACGUUGUCAACGUUCUCGAAGGCAUCGGUGUUCUGGAAAAAUGCGGCAUGAAUCAGGUACGAUGGAGUGAUCUCAGAGAUAGAACUCGCUCAUCAGAUCUCUACUCUCAAUGUGCGAAUUUACGUCAACUCGAAGUUGAGAUUGACAUGAGCGUCCGUGGGUUGGUAUCUGCACUAAAGUGUGUCGAGAUGGAUACCGCAGCCAGUCAAUACGCCUACGUACGGCUUGAAGAUCUGCGAUCAUCCCAAAUGUUCACAGACAAGACUUUGAUUGUUGUAAAAAGUUCCACUCAAAGAGACAUUAAGACAUCUCUCAGCCAACCGAUGAACUCUUUGCUGAGUCAAGUGAAGUUUGAAACCAGUGGAAGAACUACGCUUCAAGGCUUCAUUUCUCCUGCUGGUUCUUAUGUGCACUCAGAUUUCGAGCAACAUUUGUUCGGAAAUGGAUGUCCCAAUUUCCUCACUGAUAGAGCACUUUCGACACCUGGGAUUGACGUCGUGAUCAAGCAAGAAUCUUGCCAUUCGGAGGACUGGAAAGUAAGUUUCUUCAUUAUUUUGGUUUGA